CUGGUCCUGGGCCCUUUGUCAUUACUGCCCAGAGUUUUUUUCUUUUUCUGGUCAGCUCACGUGGCCAGGAAAACUCUUGGUAUUUUCUGUUUUUCAGUAGGCUAACUAGCUAGAUCACACAAAUCUAAAUUUUGCCAAGUUUUCAUCCAGCGCAGGGAUUGGCAGGAACCGGAACUGGAAGGCUGGCUAGCUAAUCUUUCAGUCGAUGUCAUUCAAAUACACUAGCUAGCUAGAUAAGGUCGCACUCUUGUCAGAAUGGCGUAUAAUCUAGUAAGGCAUUUCAGCAUGGUUUUCCAAUUAAAUGUCCAAAGAGAAGCUAUUAUGUUUUCGGGUGAGUACUAGCUAAAAGUGUUUCAUUAAUGUCGCAAUUAUUGAACGGUGAGUUAUUGCAGACUUCCAUUUAAAAAAGUAUACUUACAGGGGGUGUGUCGCUAACUCUACACCACAGCAGGAAAACACAGUGAGUGAACUAGUUAGCUAAUAUUAGUUUACUGUAACUAAUAACUAAAUCCAUAACGAAAAACGUUGUAGGCUACUGGCUAGCUAAGUAGACAGAUUUUCAAACAAAUGUUCUUUGUACGAAAUCAUUGCUUCAAAAACCAAGUCGGGUUAGCGUUAGCUACGUUAACGUUAGUUAGAUAACAGCUAACGUUAACUAACCAACAAACGCUAGCCCAGCCCAAGCAAGGCCAGCGAGCCCAGCUAACUAGCUACAGUAUUUGGCUAAUUUGAUCAAAUGCAUGGCUUGGCUACAUCGUCUUUAGCUGCACAACCCUAACUAGAUAGCUAACUAGGUAGUUACUGGAAAGUACCUUGUUAAUGCAAACCUGGAGCUAACUCGCCAACAGUUAUUCAUCAGUUGUCAGUAUUAGCUAACUAACUGAGGGUUAGUUAGCUAGCCAGCUAACUAAUACCUACAUAUGUCAGAACAGAGCAUGAUUGGUCAGAGGUAUCGAACAAGAAACAAAUCAAAAUUGGAGCCACAAACAAAACCGUUGUAAAUACACCUCUGCACCACCACAUGGCUAUCAGUGUAAUCGAAUGAAAUCAUGUAUUGCAUGGUUGGGAAAACGUUGUAAUGUUUCUGUUUGACAGGAGUGAGACAUAAGUCUACAGUGCAGUAUGCGACACGCCCAGACCGGCCGAAACUGGCUUAUAGAAAAGUGGAGGGGAAGAGCCCAGGGGUAGUGUUCUUGCCAGGGUUUGCCUCAAACAUGGGUGGGAAGAAAGCAGAAGCCCUUGAGGAGUUCUGCCAGUCACUAGGCCACUCUUACCUAAGGUAAGUUAGCUAUAGUAUUUUCAGUGAUUAAAAAAACAAAACAUUAGAGCUGUCGUGUAUGUAUAGGUGUGUGUAUGUAUAGGUGUGUGUGUAUAUAUAUAUAUAUAUAUAUACUACCAGUCAAAAGUUUGGACACCUACUCAUUCAAGGGUUUUUCUUUAUUUUUACGAUUUUCUACUUUGUAGAAUAAUAGUGAAGACAUCAAAACUAUGAAAUAACACAUAUGGAAUCAUGUAGUAACCAUAAGUGUUAAAGAAAUCAAAAUAUAUUUUAUAUUUGAGAUUCUUCAAAUAGCCACCCUUUGCCUUGAUGACAGCUUUGCACACUCUUGGCAUUCUCUCAGCCAGCUUUAUGAGGUAGUCACCUGGAAUGCAUUUCAAUUAACAGGUGUGUCUUCUUAAAAGUUAAUUUGUGGAAUUUCUUUCGUUCUUAAUGCGUUUGAGCCAAUCAGUUGUAUUGUGACAAGGUAGGGGGGGGUAUACAGAUGAUAGCCCUAUUUGGUAAAAUACCAAGUCCAUAUUAUGGCAAGAACAGCUCAAAUAAGCAAAGCGAAACAACAGUGCAUCAUUACUUUAAGACAUGGCGGUCAGCCAAUACUGAACAUUUCAAGAACUUUGAACGUUUCUUCAAGCGCAGUCGCAAAAACCAUCAAGCGCUAUGAUGAAACUGGCUCUCAUGAGGACCGCCACAGGAAUGGACCCAACACACCUCCAGGCUUUGUAAUGGCUAUUUUACCAAGAAGGAGAGUGAUGGAGUGCUGCAUCAGAUGACCUGGCCUCCACAGUCCUCCGACCCCAACCCAAUUGAGAUGGAUUGGGAUGAGUCAGACCGCAGAGUGAAGGAAAAGCAGCCAACAAGUGCUCAGCAUAUGUGGGAACUCCUUCAAAACUGUUGGAAAAGCAUUCCAGGUGAAGCUGGUUGAGAGAAUGCCAAGAGUGUGCAAAGCUGUCAUCAAGGCAAAGGGUGGCUAUUUGAAGAAUCUCUGUCUCAAAUAUAAAAUAUAUAUUUACAGUUUAGUCAUUUAGCAGACGCUCUUAUCCAGAUCGACUUACAGUUAGUGAGUACAUACGUUUUCAUACAUAUAUUUUUUUAUAUAUAUAUUUUUAUGUUGGUUUGUAGUUUUGAUGCCUUCAUUAUUAUUCUACAAUGUAAAAAUAAAAACCCUUGAAUGAGUAGGUGUGUCCAAACUUUUGACCGGUACUGUACAUACGUACAGUGCUAUGAAAAAGUAUUUGCCCCCUUUCUAAUUUUCUCUACUUUUGCAUAUUUGUGAUACUGAAUGUUAUCAGAUCUUCAACCAAAACCUAAUAUUAGAUAAAGGGAACAUAAGUGAACAAAUAACACAACAAUUACAUAUUUAUUUCAUUUAUUUCAUAAACAAAGUUAUGCAACACCCAAUUCCCCUGUGUGAAAAAGUAAUUGCCCCCUUACACUCAAUAACUGGUUGUGCCUCCUUUAGCUGCAAUGACUCCAACCAAAUGCUUCCUGUAGUUGUUGAUCAGUCUCUCACGUCGCUGUGGAGGAAUUUUGGCCCACUCUUCCAUGCAGAACUGCUUUAACUCAGUGACGUGUGGGUUUUCAAGCAUGAACUGCUCGUUUCAAGUCCUGCCACAACAUCUCAAUUGGGAUUAGGUCUGGACUUUGACUAGGCCAUUCCAAAACUUCCAAUUUGUUGCUUUUUAGCAAUUAUCAUGUAGACUUGAUUGUCCAAAAAGUUGACUCAAGUUUGCCAAAAAGCACCUGGAUGAUCAUCAAGACUCUUGGAAGAACGUUCUAUGGACAGAUGAUUCAAAAGUAUAACUUUUUGGACGACAUAGUUCCAGUAAUGCCUGGCGAAAACCAAACUCUGCAUUCCACAGUAAGAACAUCAUACGAAAGGUCAAGCGUGGUGAUGGUUUGGGGAUGCUUUGCUGCCUCAGGACCUGGACGACUUGCCUUAAUAGAAGGAACCAUGAAUUCUGCUCUUUAUCAGAGAAUUCUACAGGAGAAUGUCAGAACAUCUGUCUGUGAGUUGAAGCUGAAGCGCAGCCGGGUCAUGCAGCAAGACAAUGAUCCAAAACACACAAUCAAGUCUACAUGAAAAUUGCUAAAAAGCAACAAAUUGGAAGUUUUGGAAUGGCCUAGUCAAAGUCCAGACCUAAUCCCAAUUGAGAUGUUGUGGCAGGACUUGAAACGAGCAGUUCAUGCUUGAAAACCCACACGUCACUGAGUUAAAGCAGUUCUGCAUGGAAGAGUGGGCCAAAAUUCCUCCACAGCGACGUGAGAGACUGAUCAACAACUACAGGAAGCAUUUGGUUGGAGUCAUUGCAGCUAAAGGUGGCACAACCAGUUAUUGAGUGUAAGAGGGCAAUUACUUUUUCACACAGGGGAAUUCGGUGUUGCAUAACUUUGUUUAUGAAAGAAAUUAAAUGUAAUUGUUGUGUUAUUUGUCCACUUAUGUUCCCUUUAUCUAAUACACUACUCAAAAAAAUAAUGUAAUGUAACUCCAAGUCAAUCACACUUCUGUGAAAUCAAACUGUCCACUUAGGAAGCAACUGGAAUAGACAACAGGUGGAAAUUAUAGGCAAUUAGCAAGACACCCCCAAUAAAGGACUGGUUUUGCAGGUGGUGACCACAGACCACUUCUCAGUUCCUAUGUGUCCUGGCUGAUGUAUUGGUCACUUUUGAAUGCUGGCGGUGCUUUCACUCUAGUGGUAGCAUGAGACGGAGUCUACAACCCACACAAGUGGCUCAGGUAGUGCAGCUCAUCCAGGAUGGCACAUCAAUGCGAGCUGUGGCAAGAAGGUUUGCUGUGUCUGUCAGCGUAGUGUCCAGAGCAUGGAGGCGCUACCAGGAGACAGGCCAGUACAUCAGGAGACGUGGAGGAGGCCGUAGGAGGGCAACAACCCAGCAGCAGGACUGCUACCUCCGCCUUUGUGCAAGGAGGAGCAGGAGGAGCACUGCCAGAGCCCUGCAAAAUGACCUCCAGCAGGCCACAAAUGUGCAUGUGUCUGCUCAAACGGUCAGAAACAGACUUCAUGAGGGUGGUAUGAGGGCCUGACGUCCACAGGUGGGGGUUGUGCUUACAGGCCAACACCGUGCAGGACGUUUGGCAUUUGCCAGAGAACACCAAGAUUGGCAAAUUCGCCACUGGCGCCCUGUGCUCUUCACAGAUGAAAGCAGGUUCACACUGAGCACGUGACAGAGUCUGGAGACGCCGUGGAGAACGUUCUGCUGCCUGCAACAUCCUCCAGCAUGACCGGUUUGGCGGUGGGUCAGUCAUGGUGUGGGGUGGCAUUUCUUUGGGGGGGCCGCACAGCCCUCCAUGUGCUCGCCAGAGGUAGCCUGACUGCCAUUAGGUACCGAGAUGAGAUCCUCAGACCCCUUGUGAGACCAUAUGCUGGUGCGGUUGGCCCUGGGUUCCUCCUAAUGCAAGACAAUGCUAGACCUCAUGGGGCUGGAGUGUGUCAGCAGUUCCUGCAAGAGGAAGGCAUUGAUGCUAUGGACUGGCCCGCCCGUUCCCCAGACCUGAAUCCAAUUCAGCACAUCUGGGACAUCAUGUCUCGCUCCAUCCACCAACGCCACGUUGCACCACAGACUGUCCAGGAGUUGGCGGAUGCUUUAGUCCAGGUCUGGGAGGAGAUCCCUCAGGAGACCAUCCGCCACCUCAUCAGGAGCAUUCCCAGGCGUUGUAGGGAGGUCAUACAGGCACGUGGAGGCCACACUCACUACUGAGCCUCAUUUUGACUUGUUUUAAGGACAUUACAUCAAAGUUGGAUCAGCCUGUAGUGUGGUUUUCCACUUUAAUUUUGAGGGUGACUCCAAAUCCAGACCUCCAUGGGUUGAUCAAUUUGAUUUCCAUUGAUACUUUUUGUGUGAUUUUGUUGUCAGCACAUUCAACUAUGUAAAGAAAUGUAUUUAAUAAGAUUAUUUCAUUCAUUCAGAUCUAGGAUGUGUUAUUUUAGUGUUCGCAUAAUUUUUUUGAGCAGUGUAUUAGGUUUUGGUUGAAGAUCUGAUAACAUUCAGUAUCACAAAUAUGAAAAAGUAGAGAAAAUUAGAUAGGGGGCAAAUACUUUUUCAUAGCACUGUACAUUCCAGUAUGUCAGUCCUUCAAUUAGUCAGGAAAACCAAUCGUUGCCGAUGUAUGUGGUCUUUCCCAGGUUUGACUAUACAGGCUGUGGGUCGUCUGAAGGUGAAAUGGUAGACGGCACUGUUGGCACUUGGAAGAAGGAUGUUCUAUAUGUAUUGGACGAGCUUGUGGAGGGGCCACAAGUAAGUAGUUCCUCUCCGUCUCUAUGAUGAGACUCAUUCUAAUCAGCCAGUGUAAUCCAAAGUAUUGUUAGCUGAAAUGGACCUGCACAGACUCAUGUAUAAUUGAGUGAUCAUGCCCGAGAAGCCGGUGUUUGGAGGAUAUACAGUUGAAGUCGGAAGUUUACAUACACCUUAGCCAAAUACAUUUAAACUCAGUUUUUCACUAUUCCUGACAUUUAAUCCUAGUAAAAAUGCCCUGUUCUAGGUCCGUUAGGAUCACCACUUUAUUUUAAGAAUGUGAAAUGUCAGAAUAAUAGUAGAGAGAAUUAUUUCUUUCAGCUUUUAUUUCUUUCAUCACAUUCCCAGUGGCUCAGAAGUUUACAUACACAAUUAGUAUUUGGUAGCAUUACCUUUAAAUUGUUUAACUUGGGUCAAACGUUUCAGGUAGCCUUCCACAAGCUUCCCACAAUAAGGUAGGUGAAUUUUGGCCCAUUCCUCCUGACAGAGCUGGUGUAACUGAGUCAGGUUUGUAGGCCUCCUUGCUCGCACACGCUUUUUCAGUUCUGCCCACAAACUUUCUAUAGGAUUGAGGUAAGGGCUUUGUGAUGGCCACUCUAAUACCUUGACUUUGUUGUCCUUAAGCCAUUUUGCCACAAUUUUGGAAGUAUGCUUGGGGUCAUUGUCCAUUUGGAAGACCCAUUUGCGACCAAGCUUUAACUUCCUGACUGAUGUCUUGAGAUGUUGCUUCAAUAUAUCCACAUCAUUUUCCUUCCUCAUGAUGCCAUCUAUUUUGUGAAGUGCACCAGUCCCUCCUGCAGCAAAGCACCCCCACAGCAUGAUGCUGCCACCCCGUGCUUCACGGUUGGGAUGGUGUUCUUCGGCUUGCAAGCCUACCCCUUUUUCCUCCAAACAUAACGAUGGUCAUUAUGGCCAAACAGUUCUAUUUUUGUUUCAUCAGACCAGAGGACAUUUCUCCAAAAAGUACGAUCUUUGUUCCUAUGUGCAGUUGCAAACCGUAGUCUGGCUUUUUUAUGGCGGUUUUGGAGCAGUGACUUCUUCCUUGCUGAGCGGCCUUUCAGGUUAUGUCGAUAUAGGACUCGUUUUACUGUGUAUAUAGAUACUUUUGUACCUGUUUCCUCCAGCAUCUUCACAAGGUCCUUUGCUGUUGUUCUGGGAUUGAUUUGCACUUUUCGCACCAAAGUACGUUCAUCUCUAGGAGACAGAACGCGUCUCCUUCCUGAGCGGUAUGACGGCUGCGUGGUCCCAUGGUGUUUAUACUUGCGUACUAUUGUUUGUACAGAUUAACUUGGUACCUUUAGGCGUUUGGAAAUUGCUCCCGAGGAUGAACCAGACUUGUGGAGGUCUACAAUUAUUUUUGCCUGAUUUCUUUUGAUUUUCCCAUGAUGUCAAACAAAGAGGCACUGAGUUUGAAGGCAAGCCUUGAAAUAUAUCCUCAGGUACACCUCCAAUUGACUCAAAUUAUGUCAAUUAGCCUAUCAGAAGCUUCUAAAACCAUGACAUCAUUUCCUGGAAUUUUCCAAGCUGUUUAAAGGCACAGUCAACUUAGUGUAUGUAAACUUCUGACCCACUGGAAUUGGGAUACAGUGAAAUAAUCUGUCUGUAAACAAUUGUUGGAAAAAUGACUUGUGUCAUGCACAAAGUAGAUGUCCUAACCGACUUGCCAAAACUAUAGUUUGUUAACAAGAAAUGUGUGGAGUGGUUGAAAAACAAGUUUUAAUGACUCCAACCUAAGUGUAUGUAAACUUCUGACUUCAACUGUAUUGGCACAGGUGUUGUUAGGCCCGAGACGAAGUCACAUUUAUAUAACGGGUUACCAACAUAUUCACAUAAUGAUGGACAUAUUUUCAUUAAAAACGUUAUUUUGAUGAAUUUAUUCAUACUAUUUCGUCCUUCCGCAAGAUAUAGUCCUGACACAAAUCUAGGGUUGCUAGAGACGCGACCCAGUCAUUCAGUAUUUUUGUUCUGUAUCUAUGGACGCGACCCAGACGUUUGUUCUAAAUGUUCCAUUGCCAUGCUGGCUGGCAACGUUCUUAUCUCUUGCUUGCUAGCUAGCCAAGUACGGCUAAGUUAGUCACGUCAAAAAGUGCAGCCAGAAUAACAGCAAAGUAGCUGCAUUUGCAUUUAUUUAAGCUGUUUUCUAAUAACAUUUAUUUGGAUACAUCCAUAACAAUGAGCUAAUGAGGCGCUCUUUCGCUUGGUAUAGAGAAUGUGCUCACUGGUCAGGACACUAUUGUUCAGAGGAGCUAGCCAACAACACAGCUACAGGAACACAAUCACUUCAAACUGAAGCUGGAAAGACUGCAAAUUAGCUUCGUUUCGUUUUACCUUUUUUCAAUUUACUUUUUUUUGUAUAAUAUAUCCAUAAAAAUGAUGCCAGCUGAUUCAUGAUUUUGACUGGCUGAGAAACGCUGCCCGUCUCGUCCCGACUCCCGACACGUUCAUUACUAUGGGACAGCAGGAGAUCGAAUUUGAAUAUUGAAGCAAUGUUGCAAAUGUCGGAGAGACGGCAAGGUUUAUACAAAUCUCCGCUGUUGAAAACGAAAUGUUUGUCUAAAAGAAAUUAGAUCAUGUCUAGAUGCUUUUUAUAGUGGAGAUCAAGUUUAUAAGUUGCCUGGCUGGGCUGAUGAGACAGUGGAUUGCGCAGUCAGAUGGAACAGAGUAAAUAGGCAUUUUAACGUCAAAGAUUCAGCAGGUGGCAACUUGUGGAUAGACACCGGCUGGAAUGUGGUUUUAACCAAUCAGCAUUCAGGAUUAGACCCACCCGUUGUAUAAUAGUGUAUAACCAUUCGGGAUGGUAGUUGAUGUAAAACUGUUACUGAUUUCAGUGUGAAUUGACCACUGAGUUAAUAAUAAUCCUCUGGGGGAUAUUAGGGUUAAAAUACCUUGACUUAAAAUACCUCUGGCAUGCGUAAUUGACACGAGAUAUCAGUGCUGUUAUUAUAAGAUCAUUUCUGAUCUUGCUAAUUGUUCUGGUGUUGCAGAUUCUGGUUGGCUCCAGUAUGGGCGGCUGGCUGAUGUGCCUGGCAGCCAUAGCUCGUCCAGAAAGAACUGCGGCCAUGGUUGGCAUCUCUACAGCAGCGGACCACUUUGUAACUGUCUACAAUACGCUUCCUAUUGAGGUGAGUCAGCGUUCAGAAUAAACCAUCUUGAGUGUUCAAUAACCUUAACAGGUUCUGUACAGAACAAUGCACUUUUCCCCUAAUGACAGACGCUUGAUUAAAUGAGUCAUCAAUACACUGAAGGUGGUUCAAAGGAAAGGGACAUGCAGUUAAUCUUGAAAUUGCACGAACAAAAUUUGGAUGGAAGUACAGUUGAAAUAUAUUUCCUAAGCACAUUUUUUAAACGGCUGCCAUCUUAGAUAAUGUCUUCACCCCAAACAUAAAAUGAUAUAUAAUUUUGUCUAAAUACUGCCUGCUGUCAUUGUAGGCGAGGAAGGAGAUUGAAGAGAAGGGGCAGUGGGUGGUUCCUACCAAACACAACGCGGAGGGCUCCAUCACGUUCACCACAGAGUUCCUGAAGGAGGCAGAGCAGCACCGUGUUCUGCAGAGCCCCAUUCCAGUGACCUGCCCUGUGAGGCUCAUCCAUGGGAUGAAGGACCAGGAUGUGCCCUGGCACAUCUCCAUGCAGGUAGCUGAGCGUGUGCUCAGCAAUGACGUUGACGUCAUCUUGCGCAAGCAUGGCCAGCACCGCAUGACAGAAAAGGAGGACAUCAAGCUCAUAGUCUACACCAUCGAUGAUCUCAUAGACAAGCUGACCACAUUGGUUUGA
This is a messenger RNA of Coregonus sp. 'balchen', 9298 nucleotides long. The record is from the annotation of a GenBank genome assembly. Lineage: Eukaryota; Metazoa; Chordata; Actinopteri; Salmoniformes; Salmonidae.